AUGGCAAAGCUUUAUCGUUUUUUCGCUAUUUUUUCCAUGAGUCGAGCAAGAGGCGAUUUUGGUUUCGCUGCAUCUUUUGAUGGAAGUCCCGAGAGCUUUACGGAAUCUGCAAUUAUCGACGAAAAUGCUCUUGGACUGAGCGAUAGAGUUUCUUUUCCAGAUUUUAUUCUAGAAGAUUCUACGAUCGCGUCAAUCUUCGAUUUUGAGAGUCCCGAUUCCGGGGGAUUUUCCGAUGCUGGAGUGAGAGGAUCACUUGCUGGUUCCGUUGGACUCUCGAAUAAGAUUCCCGAGAAGGUCAUCCCCGCCAAGGAAAAACCUGAGAAAAAGGUUCCGAAUAAAGUGACUCCAACGAAAGUUGUUCCUGAAAAAGACAACCCGGUAGCGAGUAGCGAGAAACCAAUUUUCGCGAUUCCAACUAUCGAUGAACUCUGGGUGAGUUCUCCGGCUCCUACAUCAACUUCUUCAUCAUCAACGACGAGAUUACAAUCAACAACAACUGGAGGCACAACUAGAAUGCUUACACUUUCAAAGUCUCAAAAGUCAUCAAUGCCUCCAACAACAAAGAUGCCAUCGUCCUUCACUCAACUAACUGUUGCUGAAGAGAAUGACUCCGUUGAAAAAAUAAAUCCUGAGACAACUGAAUUUUCGACUUCGAUAAUUGUUGAUCUGAAAAUUGAGUGGAACGCUGAUCUUGCUGACAAAGAAUCAGAAGCAUUUAUAAAAGAAAAAGCUCAGAUUUUGAAGGCCUUCGAGAUCAGCGGCCGACGAGCCCGCGCUCAUUUGUUUAUUUCUGGCACCAUGAAUAACAGCUCACUUGAUCUGGAAAAGGUGGAAGAAUAUGCGAGGCAAGUCAUUUCAACAAGAGCCGAUUAUUUCGACGAGCUCACUGCCGCUGGAAGAACAUUUCGUUUCUCACCGGCCAUGUCCAUGGCUCUCCUGCUCAUUUUAUUUACAUAA
This is a messenger RNA of Oikopleura dioica, 957 nucleotides long. NCBI's taxonomy places the organism in Eukaryota, Metazoa, Chordata, Appendicularia, Copelata, Oikopleuridae. The record is from the annotation of a GenBank genome assembly.